AUAAGAAAAAAAGGUUUAUCUUUCCCAGAGAGAGAGAGAGAGAGAGAGAGAGAGAGCUUAAAUUCAUCUGAAAAUGGCUUGCACCUCUGCUAAUUCAUUACUCCAAUUAAAGGGUUCUUCCCACCACAGACCAGUUUUGAAUUUCAGAAGAAACAUCGCUGCUCAUUACUCACCCGGCUUAUUUAACCUAAAGAGUGACGGGUUAAUCCAUAAAGGGUUCAGGCAUCAAAGUCCGAAACAUUUUGUACCUAGGAAUAAAGUUACUGUUAUACGAGCUGUGGCAAUUCCGGUUGAACCGGCUCCGGUGGAAAGUGUGGAGUAUAGAAAACAACUAGCAGAACGCUAUGGUUUCGAGCAAAUUGGAGAGCCACUUCCCGAUAAUGUUACAUUAAAGGAUGUCAUGACUUCUCUUCCUAAGAAGGUUUUUGAGAUUGAUGAUGUUAAAGCAUGGAAAACUGUUUUGAUAUCAGCCACUUCCUAUGCGCUGGGGCUUCUUAUGAUUUCUAAAGCACCCUGGUAUCUACUUCCUUUGGCUUGGGCUUGGACGGGGACUGCUGUAACUGGGUUCUUUGUUAUAGGACAUGAUUGCGCUCACAAAUCAUUUUCAACAAACAAAUUGGUAGAAGACAUUGUGGGAACUCUGGCCUUUUUGCCACUAAUUUAUCCCUAUGAGCCAUGGCGAUUUAAGCAUGACAAACAUCAUGCAAAAACAAACAUGUUGAAAGAAGAUACUGCUUGGCAGCCUGUUUGGAAGGAUGAGUUUGAGUCAAAACCACUUUUGAGGAAAGCAAUAAUAUUCGGAUAUGGUCCAUUUCGAUGCUGGAUGUCUAUAGCUCACUGGUUGGUCUGUCACUUCAAUUUGAAGACGUUCAGACCAAACGAAAUAAAGAGGGUGAAGAUAAGUUUAGCUUGUGUUUUUGCCUUUAUGGCAAUUGGAUGGCCUUUAAUUAUUUACAAGACUGGAAUCAUGGGAUGGAUAAAAUUCUGGUUGAUGCCAUGGCUGGGGUAUCACUUCUGGAUGAGUACUUUCACCAUGGUACAUCAUACUGCACCACACAUACCAUUCAAAUACUCAGAAGAGUGGAAUGCUGCACAAGCACAGCUUAAUGGAACUGUUCAUUGUGCUUACCCUCAAUGGAUUGAGGUCUUAUGCCAUGAUAUUAAUGUCCAUAUUCCACACCAUAUAUCCCCGAAAAUACCAAGCUACAAUUUACGAGCAGCCCAUAAAUCACUCCAAGAAAAUUGGGGAAAGUAUCUGAAUGAAGCUAGUUGGAAUUGGCGAUUGAUGAAGACAAUCUUGACGGUAUGUCACGUGUACGAUAAGGAGCAAAAUUAUGUUUCCUUUGAAGAAGUAGCCCCUGAAGAAUCAAAUUCAAUUAAAUUUUUGAAGGAAGUAAUGCCUGAUUAUGCCUAAUUAGGUCCAACUUGGCUUAUUCUCAUAUAAUAUUUGUGUGUCAGAGUAGAUAGGUAUACCAUUCAUUUUCUUUUUAAACGUUCAAUCUUGUUUAAUAUUGUUCCAUUUUUCAUAUUAUAACAAGGGAAAAUUGCUUGGA
Messenger RNA from Trifolium pratense (red clover), 1553 nucleotides. Its product is annotated as omega-6 fatty acid desaturase, chloroplastic. NCBI's taxonomy places the organism in Eukaryota, Viridiplantae, Streptophyta, Magnoliopsida, Fabales, Fabaceae. Gene Ontology annotation, molecular function: oxidoreductase activity. The transcript is spliced from 10 exons. The record is from RefSeq and is a predicted model, not a curated record. Gene Ontology annotation, biological process: lipid metabolic process. Bases 74 to 1414 code for a protein of 446 amino acids.